Molecule: messenger RNA, 1110 nt
Organism: Saccostrea echinata
Lineage: Eukaryota; Metazoa; Mollusca; Bivalvia; Ostreida; Ostreidae
Product: carbohydrate sulfotransferase 2-like
Exons: 3
Coding region: 69-1052 (327 amino acids)
Biological process (GO): sulfur compound metabolic process; N-acetylglucosamine metabolic process
Molecular function (GO): N-acetylglucosamine 6-O-sulfotransferase activity
Source: RefSeq, a predicted model, not a curated record
UUCAUUACACUUGUGAGAAUGAGAGAGAAUCAGCCACGGGAAGGAAAAAUAAUGACAGUAAUGUUUCCAUGACGCUCGUGCUUGGUUAUAUGAGGGGCGGAUCAUCUUUAACUGGUGACAUAAUUCGUUAUAACCACGGAGAAUUUUACAUUUUUGAACCCCUACACGGACUGAUCGAACUAGCAAUCAAAAAAGAUAUACCAGUUAGAUUUCUGAACGGAACAUCAAGACGACUGACUCUAACCGAUACGACUGUUACUGAUAUGAUGGUUGACUUGUUAUACAACUGGUUUACAUGCAAUCUCUGUGAAAUAGAUUUACUCAGUUUGUCCAAUGAAUUUAUUCAUAUCUUCACACCAGAACACGAUGCAUAUUAUAACUGCAUACAGAACUCUCGGCAAAGAACUCCACUAAAUGAAUACGUAACCAAAUGUUUACCAUAUUUACAAGAGAAAUGUAUCAAAGCGAAAACAAGGACCUUGAAGACAAUUCGGUUUCCUAUGACCGCUGUGGAGACCUUGCUUAAGCGGCUACCAUCUUUAAAAGUGGUACAUUUAGUCCGUGAUCCAAGGGCUAUUUUACAAUCACAACUGGUGACAAAAUUAGCAAGUGUGGUAAAUUUUGAUAAAUAUUCAAUGAGUUUUUGUAACAGAAUGAGUGAAAAUAUUCAGUAUGAAAAACAGUUGUUGGUAAAUUAUCCUCAUCGAAUUCGAAGACUUGUAUAUGAAAAUCUCGCUAUCAACCCAAGAGAUGUAACCAAACGUUUAUAUGACUUCUUGUUUGCAAUUUUCGAUGAAAAUGUUGAGAAAUAUGUCAAAUCUUUAACAUCUGGACCAAUUGUACCUUGUGAAUAUUGUACAAAGAGAGGAAAUUCAACUGUCAAUGCAUUCAGAUGGAUGAAGAAAAUUCCAGCAAAGUAUUGUCGUCUUAUUGACAAAAAUUGUAUUGAUAUCUAUAGAGAGGUUGGAUAUAAGGAAAUGUCAUCUACUGAACUGAAUAGCAAGGAUAGAUCAUGGUACCCAAAUAAGUAUCAAACAAAUUUAACAUUAUAGAACACAGUAUUGCAUUAAUACAACGUUUUUGUUGAAUGCACAUAAAGCAGACCACAGA